AUGGCCGCCAAAGCAAGAACCAUCCACCACUCUCUCUUCUCCCUCCUCGUCCUCCUCCUCCUCUCGGUACUCAUCGUCACCCUCGGCGGCGCAGAUGGCGGCCUCGACGGUAGCCGCAGCAGCCGGUGCCCUCGCAUCCCGUCCAUGACGGCGCAGCAGGCGUGCAGCGCGGUCUCCGGGACGCGCCACAUGCUCGAGCUCUGCCUCCGCAGGCUUCGCGCGGGCGGCGUACGCGUACCACUACCGGUCACCUGCCAUGCCGCGGUGGCCGUGCGCAGCGCGCUGGACGCGUACGCGGCCACGGUGGCCGCGGCGACGUCGCUGCUGGACGGCGGCGCGGUCCCGGCGGACGACGAGAGGGCCGCGUUCGGCAACUGCAUGGUGGGCUACGGCAGCGCCCGCGUGGCCAUGGCGCGCGUCGCCGACGACCUGCGGCUGGCGGCCGACGGCGGCGGCUGUGACGACGACGACGACCGGGCCGCGGAGCUCAAGGCGGGGUACACGGCCGGGCUCCGUGGCAUGGACGGGUGCACGAGGGGCAUGCUCGACUUCCCGGCGUCGCCGUUGUACGCCAGGAACCUCGCCGACCGGAACGUGACCUUGCUCGCCGCCUUGCUCUGCAGCCUGGUGCCUGCGCCGCUGGCAUGA
Molecule: messenger RNA, 648 nt
Organism: Miscanthus lutarioriparius
Lineage: Eukaryota; Viridiplantae; Streptophyta; Magnoliopsida; Poales; Poaceae
Source: the annotation of a GenBank genome assembly